Clupea harengus (Atlantic herring) is the source of this 1038-nucleotide messenger RNA. Its product is annotated as keratin-associated protein 10-11-like. Bases 1 to 1038 code for a protein of 345 amino acids. The transcript is spliced from 2 exons. The record is from RefSeq and is a predicted model, not a curated record. NCBI's taxonomy places the organism in Eukaryota, Metazoa, Chordata, Actinopteri, Clupeiformes, Clupeidae.
AUGCUCUGCCAUGGCAGUGUGUCUCUGGUCGCUGUGCCAUGGCAGUGUGUCUCUGGUCUCUACACCACAUACUGUGCCAUGCCACUGUGUCACUGGUCGCUGUGCUAUGCCAGUGUGUUUCUGGUCGCUGUGCCGUGCCAGUGUGUCUCUGGUCGCUGUGCCAUGCCAGUGUGUCUCUGGUCUCUACACCACAUGCUGUGCCAUGCCAGUGUGUCUCUGGUCUAUACACCCGAUGCUGUGCCAUGCCACUGUGUCUCUGGUCGCUGUGCCGUGCCAGUGUGUCUCUGGUCGCUGUGCCGUGCCAGUGUGUCUCUGGUCUAUACACCCGAUGCUGUGCCGUGCCAGUGUGUCUCUGGUCUAUACACCCGAUGCUGUGCCGUGCCAGUGUGUCUCUGGUCGCUGUGCCGUGCCAGUGUGUCUCUGGUCUAUACACCCGAUGCUGUGCCAUGCCAGUGUGUCUCUGGUCGCUGUGCCGUGCCAGUGUGUUUCUGGUCGCUGUGCCGUGCCAGUGUGUUUCUGGUCGCUGUGCCAUGCCAGUGUGUCUCUGGUCUCUACACCACAUGCUGUGCCAUGCCAGUGUAUCUCUGGUCUCUACACCACAUACUGUGCCAUGCCACUGUGUCACUGGUCGCUGUGCUAUGCCAGUGUGUCUCUGGUCUCUACACCACAUACUGUGCCAUGCCACUGUGUCACUGGUCGCUGUGCUAUGCCAGUGUGUCUCUGGUCGCUGUGCCGUGCCAGUGUGUUUCUGGUCGCUGUGCCAUGCCAGGGUGUCUCUGGUCUAUACACCCGAUGCUGUGCCAUGCCAGUGUGUCUCUGGUCGCUGUGCCGUGCCAGUGUGUUUCUGGUCGCUGUGCCGUGCCAGUGUGUCUCUGGUCGCUACACCACAUGCUGGGCCAUGCCAGUGCGUCUCUGGUCUGUACCCAGAGAAGGGGAGAGGAGGGCGAGGAGGGCGAGGAGGGCGAGGAGGGCGAGGAGCCGCCGCCGUCGCCGCCGCAGCGCUGGCUGUCCUGGAUCGCAGCGCCUGAGGACAGAUAA